AUGAAGUCAAAGUUCAACAUAGAGUCGGCACCAGCAGAGGAUAAUUCGUUGAGAGAGGACAAUCAAAACAGGGACUCUGAAACAUUAUCAAAAAUAAGAAAAGGAGAAGUUUCACUUGAUAGAGCAUCACAACUUAUGGAUAGGCAAGCGGUCAGACAAACUACCCAAACGGUUGCAUUCUAUGCACAACUGAGUCACAAUGAGGAGAGCCCAGGACCGCACCACACUGUUGCAUUUGAUUCAGUGAAGACCAAUAUUCACAACAGUUACAACCGUUAUACAGGCGCCUUCAGUGCUCCGAUCAAUGGAGUAUACGGGUUUAUAUAUACAUUGAGAAUGUUUUGCUAUAAUGAUGGAGUAUUCGAAUUUAUCAAGAAUGACGAGGUGGAGGGGACGAUCCAGGUGAAUGUCGACGGUGGGUGUGCUGGCCAAUUUACAACUGGGAGCGUCAUCCUUGCCUUAAAUGUUGGAGAUACUGUGUAUGUAAGAACCCACUCUACCAUAUCGCCUAAUGGUCGCAUUCUAAGUGAUAGAAAUGGUAGUCCAUACUUUACUGGCUGGUUGAUUGCACCGCUUUGA
Messenger RNA from Mytilus trossulus (common blue mussel), 579 nucleotides. Its product is annotated as complement C1q-like protein 4. Gene Ontology annotation, molecular function: protein binding. NCBI's taxonomy places the organism in Eukaryota, Metazoa, Mollusca, Bivalvia, Mytilida, Mytilidae. The transcript is spliced from 2 exons. The record is from RefSeq and is a predicted model, not a curated record. The coding region runs from base 1 to 579 and encodes 192 amino acids.